AUGCUGUCCAUCUCCAAGCCGGCCGUGAGCUCGAGCUCAGCGCCGUCGUCUGCAUCCGGGGACAACAAAAAGAAGAUCCCAAAGCUCGAAACCUUUAUUGCUAAUCGAGACUACACGGGCGCGAUCACCAUUUUGGAGUUUCAAAAAGCCACAGGCAAAUACACCACCGAAACGCUCCUCUGGCUCGGCUACGCGGCAUUCCACCAGGGCGAAUAUAAGAAGGCGAUGGAGGAAUCGUCGUGUGAUCCGCUGGUGCACCUGUAUCUGGCUUGCUGCUACUUUUUCCUGGGCAUGUACAAAGAAGCCGACGAAGAGGCACAAAAGGGACCAACGUGCAAGCUGCAGAACCGUCUGUUGUUCCACUUGUCUCACAAGUUCAACGACGAGAAGCGGCUGAUGGGCUAUCACCAGAACCUGCAGGAUGUGAUCGAGGACCAGCUCAGCUUGGCGUCGAUCCAUUAUCUCCGGAGUCACUACCAGGAAGCCAUUGAUAUAUACAAGCGCAUUCUGUUGGAGAACAGAGACUACCUUGCAAUCAACGUUUAUGUCGCUAUGUGUUACUACAAGCUCGAUUACUACGAUGUCUCCCAGGAGGUCCUGUCCGUCUAUCUUCAGCACUUCCCAGACAGUGUGAUCACGGUCAAUCUUAAGGCCUGCAACCACUUCCGUCUAUACAACGGCAAGGCCGCCGAGGCUGAACUCAAGGCCCUUACGGACAAGACCUCGGCUCACUUCAAGUUUGCCGAAGAUAUUGUCAAGCACAACUUGGUUGUCUUCCGGAAUGGCGAGGGUGCCCUCCAAGUCUUUCCACAGCUUCUGGAUGUGAUUCCAGAAGCGCGCCUCAACUUGGUCAUCUAUCACCUCCGUAACGACGACAUCAUCUCAGCCUUCAAUCUGAUGAAGGAUGUCGAGCCGUCCACACCCCAGGAGUAUAUUCUCAAGGGCAUCGUUAAUGCGUGCCUCGGCCAGGAGCAAGAGUCCAGGGAGCAUCUGAAGAUUGCACAGCAGUAUUUUCAGCUGGUCGGCGGUUCGGCCAGCGAAUGCGACACGAUUCCUGGCCGACAGUGCAUGGCAUCCUGCUUUUUCCUACUCAAGCAGUUUGAGGAUGUCCUGAUCUACCUCAAUUCGAUCAAGGGUUACUUUUACAACGAUGACACGUUCAACUAUAACUAUGGGCAAGCCAAAGUUGCCACAGGCGCCUAUGAGGAAGCCGAGGAGAUUCUGCUGAUGGUGCAAAACGAAAAGUUCAAAAAUGAAUAUGCCUAUCUCAGCCACUUGGCCCGUUGCUAUAUCAUGAACAAGAAGGCGCGUUUGGCUUGGGAGCUCUAUCUGAAAAUGGAGACCUCCAGCGAAUCUUUCAGUCUGCUGCAGCUGAUUGCGAAUGACUGCUACAAGAUGGGACAGUACUUUUACUCGGCCAAAGCGUUUGACGUUCUCGAGCGCUUGGAUCCGAGCCCCGAGUAUUGGGAGGGCAAGCGAGGCGCCUGCAUCGGCGUUUUCCAGCAGAUCAUCGCCGGCCAAGAGUCCAAGGAGUCCUUUCGAGAAGUCAUCAGCAUGCUCCGGAACACGUCCAACCCGCAAGUGGAAUACAUCAUCCGGGUGAUGAAGAAGGCAUGUACAUAGCGACGGAUGACGAGACAUGUUGCAGCAUGCUGCCUCUGGCAAGAAUGAUGAUAUGGCGGUUUGCGGAGCCUGGCCAGGACCGAUGGCCAGGACCGAUGGCCAGGACCUAUGGCCAGGACCGAUGACUCUUCCGCUCACAAUCUCGUCAAUCUGCGACAAUAGUACGCCAAGGACAGAAGGAUCCCAGUUUAGCAGCGGAUAUCAGUCUGCUAGACCGGACGGCCAUCGCCUGGGCUGGUCCUUGAUUUCACUGGCCGUUUUGAGGUUGAAAUUUCCAAGCCGAAUCGUGUUCUUGGUUGCAGAGUGCCGGCGGUUCCUCUUUGGACCCUAAAUACAUUCACGCCGUUCGCACCGCCGAAGCAGGACACGGACACGCACCGAGACGCUGUUGGCUCGGGUCUAUCAAGUGCCUUGGUCAGUCCCCAGGAUGCCACUUUCGAGUGGCAGGGCCGCUUGCAUCCCCGUCUGCGUCACUUUC
Messenger RNA from Polychytrium aggregatum, 2101 nucleotides. RefSeq lists its product as uncharacterized. Bases 1 to 1623 code for a protein of 540 amino acids. Gene Ontology annotation, molecular function: protein binding; intraciliary transport particle B binding. The transcript is spliced from 12 exons. Gene Ontology annotation, biological process: intraciliary anterograde transport; intraciliary transport involved in cilium assembly. Lineage: Eukaryota; Fungi; Chytridiomycota; Chytridiomycetes; Polychytriales. The record is from RefSeq and is a predicted model, not a curated record. Gene Ontology annotation, cellular component: ciliary basal body; intraciliary transport particle B; ciliary base.